AUGCCCGUGACUUGUUAUAGAAUGGGACGUCCCCGUCAUGGCGUUCCUCGUUUACUCAAGAUUGUUCUUCCUGCUAGGAAAUUCCAGUCAUUACUACUUAAGCGGGCGCCACGGCUUCGCUUCUUCCCAGUUAAAGGUGUCUUUAUCAGGCCUUCUUUGACGUGGGAAGAGCGAGUCCAGCGGCGGGCCAACAUAACUUCUCCUCACCAAAGUGCUCCUCCAAAAGAAGUGUCAGCUCACAAUGUUUCAUUGCAAAGUUCAUCCAGUCAUCAUAGUGCCGCCGAUCCCCCAUGUCCUAUGCAAAUGUUCCAGUCUUCCUUUUCUAUAGCGGCAAUCACCGAGACGUGGCUUAAACAAUCUAAUGACAUCACCCCACUGCUGGGCGCUGGGGCUUAUAAUAUCAUCAGAUGCGAUCGCACGCGUAGGAAGGGUGGCCGGGUAGCAAUAUUGUUGUCUAAGGAAUUACAAUACACUGCUGUUUUCUCUGAGUCAGUUCCCAACUCAUAUGAAAUUCUUGCUUGUGAUUUAAUUCCUUUAGGUUCUCCUCCCGUCAGAUUGAUUUUAUCUUUUCUUGACUUAUGCUCUAACUACGGUUACCUACAACUAGUAAAGAGCCCCACUCGCCAAGGAAACAUUUUAGACCUUAUCCUAUGCAAUGAUCACAGUCUUAUAUCGGAUGUAGCCAUACACGCACCUAUCGGAACUAGUGAUCAUUGUUCUUUGAGUGCUGCACUACAAAGUCGGCAUGUCCGUCGCUCGCUCACUUAUUGCCUAGAUUAUAGGAAGUACUGA
Messenger RNA from Cooperia oncophora, 792 nucleotides. Lineage: Eukaryota; Metazoa; Nematoda; Chromadorea; Rhabditida; Trichostrongylidae. The record is from the annotation of a GenBank genome assembly.